Cucumis sativus (cucumber) is the source of this 1650-nucleotide messenger RNA. RefSeq names its product DNA-(apurinic or apyrimidinic site) lyase. Gene Ontology annotation, cellular component: nucleus. The transcript is spliced from 10 exons. Gene Ontology annotation, biological process: base-excision repair. Gene Ontology annotation, molecular function: phosphoric diester hydrolase activity; double-stranded DNA 3'-5' DNA exonuclease activity; DNA-(apurinic or apyrimidinic site) endonuclease activity. The record is from RefSeq and is a predicted model, not a curated record. Lineage: Eukaryota; Viridiplantae; Streptophyta; Magnoliopsida; Cucurbitales; Cucurbitaceae. The coding region runs from base 155 to 1240 and encodes 361 amino acids.
GGAGAAAUUUGUAUAUUUUGCAAAGAGGAAAAAAGAUAUAAAUAAUUUGUCGUCAAGUCCGUGGCUGACGGCCGUGACUGUGAGUGAAGAGCUUGCAAGACCAGCAGCUCCGGCCGAGUAUAUAGUAUAUACUGCCAUUGGAGGUGAGCGAAGGAUGAAGCGCUUCUUUAAACCGAUAGAGAAGGAAGGGUCUUCGAAGAAGGUGGCUCUCUCACCUUCGCUGAAAGAUGGUGAUGAUGGUGAUUCAGAAGCAUCAGUGCCGGACAAGAAAGAGCCUCUUAAAUUUGUAACUUGGAAUGCAAAUAGUUUACUUCUUCGAGUUAAAAAUGACUGGUCGGAGUUCACCAAGUUCGUAACCAACCUUGAUCCGGAUGCUAUUGCCAUACAAGAAGUAAGGAUUCCUGCAGCAGGUUCAAAAGGUGCAUCUAAAAACCAAGGAGAGUUGAAAGACGACACAAAUACAUCACGGGAAGAGAAGCAGAUGUUGAUGCGUGCUCUUUCCAGUCCACCCUUUGCAAACUAUCGUGUUUGGUGGUCUCUUUCAGAUUCCAAGUAUGCUGGAACUGCAUUGUUUAUAAAAAAGUGUUUUCAACCAAAAAAGGUUUUCUUCAAUCUAGACAGAAUAGCUUCAAAGCAUGAAGUGGAUGGUCGCGUAAUUUUAGCUGAAUUCGAGACAUUUCGUUUAUUGAAUACAUAUUCACCAAAUAAUGGAUGGAAGGAAGAGGAGAAGUCUUUUAAAAGGAGAAGAAAAUGGGACAAGAGAAUGUUGGAGUUUGUUAUCCAAUCUUCUGACAAGCCUCUUAUAUGGUGUGGUGACCUGAAUGUUAGUCAUGAAGAGAUUGAUGUGAGCCAUCCAGAUUUUUUCAGCGCAGCAAAACUUAAUGGGUACAUACCCCCAAAUAAGGAGGAUUGUGGGCAGCCUGGAUUUACCUUGGCUGAAAGGAAUCGUUUCAAUGCUAUAUUGAAAGAAGGAAAGCUGAUAGAUGCACAUAGAUUCCUGCACAAGGAGAAAGACAUGGAGCGUGGCUUUUCUUGGUCUGGACACCCCAUUGGAAAGUACCGAGGCAAAAGGAUGAGAAUUGACUAUUUCUUAGUUUCCGAGAGUCUCGUAGGUAGGAUUGUUUCAUGUGAGAUGCAUGGGCAAGGGAUUGAACUAAAAGGUUUCUAUGGAAGUGAUCAUUGCCCCGUUUCUCUUGAGCUGUCAGAAGCCAGUUCUUGCCCCGAGUCUCAGAAGAACUGACUCCUUCAUUUAGCUACACAGUGAAGUUCUCUGAUUUAUUAUCAGUUGGAGUGCCUUGAGAUAAUCAAGUUUCUACUGAGGCAAUUUGGAAUCGUUUUCAUGGGACCAAUUUUCAUGGGUUUUUGCUAUGAUUGGUGGACAGACGCUACUGGAACCCCAUAUAAUUAUUUCAUUCCCUUUAUGCUGUUUUAUUUUAUUAUAACCAUACUAUUUUAUAUAUAUAUAAACAACCAGUACUCCCCAUACUCCUUGUUAAAAAUAGGGAGAGAAUUACAUAUGGAGAAUCUCUUUCCUGAUCAAAGGACAACCUUGUGAGAAAGCCAAUGUUCUUUGUUCCAUUCUUUAGAAAUGUGGCAAAAAUGGGUGAUAUUAACAAAAUUUUGCUAUAAAAAAAAUGUUAUGGAUGAGAA